UUUUUAUUACUAUUAUUAUUUGCUUUAAACAAACAGGAAACAUUAAUAGCCUGUACUUUAUAUGUUGCAGUUGUAAAGUAGGCCUGUUUUUGUUAUAUAAACUAAAAUCGUGCCUGGCUACCGAUUUCCCACAUAACUGUGUUGUAAGUCGUGUAACGUUACCUUUGAAUAUAAACGACUGCAACCAAGGAGUAAGACGAAUGUUUACUGAAACUGGAAUACAAUUUAGUGGCAAUUAUAAAAAAUCAUUUGACUGCAGAUUUAGAAAAGUUAGUACCUGAGCAAUAAUUUGCAACAUGGAUCAAAUGAAUAACAUUUCUGUGGGUGGGCUCCGUCAAUACAGGACCUGUUGGCUUUGACAAUGGCCCUGAUUUGGGAAAACGACUGGAUGAGAGUUUGUGAUCCCAAUUGUGGUUAAUGGAACCGUAGAACAAAAUGUUCAACUUCAGGAAUAUGUCAUGUAAAGAGCUGAUGAAGGUGUUGGGGCUGGGAGCCGUAGCUUUCAUUCUGGGGGUGGAGUGGCUAAACUGGCUGAAGCGGCGUCUGAGAGACUCUCGCGGACCCCUGAAAGAAGUUCUGUUCUUCCCUUCACCUCAAGUCUGCGUUGAGCACCUCUUCAUACGCCAUAAACAUUUCCCCUGUGCAUGUCCGCUUCCCCAUGGGGUUGAGACAUCCUUCUCCAGGCUCCUCGUUCAUCUCCUCUCAUCUCGUGUGUCACUGGACCUGUGCAUGUUCUCCUUCUCUCACAUGGAGCUGAGCAGGGCGAUUCUCCUGCUGCACAAACGGGGAGUCGUUGUGCGAGUGGUUACAGACAGAGACUACAUGACCAUCACUGGAUCUCAGAUCGGUGCCCUCCGUAAGGCAGGCAUCUGUGUGAGGCAUGAGAUGAGCUCAGCUGUUCAUAUGCACCAUAAGUUUGCAUUGGUGGACAGCAGGAAAUUGAUCACUGGCUCCCUCAACUGGACCCUAACUGCAGUCCAGAGCAACAAAGAAAACGUCAUGGUCACAGAGGAGCCGGAACUCGUGGGGCCCUAUCAGCAGGAGUUCCAGAAGCUGUGGGAGGCCAACAAUCCAGCCAAUCACAAACCUCAAUGCACUAAUGGACAGCUAAAUAUAAAGACUUGUAAGGACAAAUAGGGCUUUACACUUGUUUUUUCCCUUGUGGUUUACAUUACAUAGUUCUGUAUGGAGUUCAUUUUAUUUGUCAAGAUUAUUUUAAUAAGAUGAAAGCUAAUUUUUUCUUUCUUUUGACUGUUUGUCUGACUCUUAAUGUCAAUUUUCCCAUUUUUUAUGCAAAAUGGGGACUUGAAAGGUUUAUUAUGUAGUUCAAUUUAACUUAGUUCAGUUAAUAUGACUUUUUUUUUAAGAUGUGUCCUAGUUUUAAGUAAAAACUAGUUCAAGUAAACCCACCUGCUAAAAUAAUAUCUCUUGAUUAUAAAAACCUAGCAAGCUGAAACCUGUGAGUGUGCAUUUCAUAGCCGUGCCUUGUAUUGCUCAAUUCCUCAUGGCACUCGCCUUUUGUGUUCCUCUUUUGUGACUAGAAGAUUUUAGAUAAGCUUGUUUCUGUAUGUGCACCUAAUGUUACAUUUUUUUAAAUAGAUACAUGAUAAAA
Molecule: messenger RNA, 1612 nt
Organism: Carassius carassius (crucian carp)
Lineage: Eukaryota; Metazoa; Chordata; Actinopteri; Cypriniformes; Cyprinidae
Gene: pld6
Product: phospholipase D family, member 6
Exons: 4
Coding region: 436-1137 (233 amino acids)
Biological process (GO): piRNA processing
Cellular component (GO): mitochondrion
Molecular function (GO): RNA endonuclease activity producing 5'-phosphomonoesters, hydrolytic mechanism
Source: RefSeq, a predicted model, not a curated record